Molecule: messenger RNA, 1326 nt
Organism: Adineta ricciae
Lineage: Eukaryota; Metazoa; Rotifera; Eurotatoria; Adinetida; Adinetidae
Source: the annotation of a GenBank genome assembly
AUGUAUUUCAGAUUGUCUCAAAAACCAUAUAUUCUAGUUGUCAUAUCUAACGUCGAAUAUAUCGCGAAGAAAUCAGUGUAUGGUCAAUGUAUUCGAAAACAACAACACUUCAAAAAGAAAUAUCGUCGGCGAAAAGCAAUAUUAGACCACAAAGUUGAACAAUUUCGUCGAAGCAAUAUUAUGGAUUUCACCGAAGAGACAAAACUACCUUCCAUAAAGAAGCAAUAUUUUCCGUUACACAAAGAAAAAUACAUCGAUCCAACGAUCUUCUUGCCUGAUUAUUCAAUACUUGCAGACAAGAAUUUUAAAAGGACAUUUUUGCUAGCAGCAAUAGGAUCAACUACAAUUUCUCAGUCAGGGGCAAAAAAAAUUAAAAAAUUGUUAAGAGUAGAGGACAAUCUGUCAUUUAUCCGUCAGUUGACUCAAUUGAUCAAUACUCGACAUUAUUUACAACUUCAAAAUGAGCAAUGUAACCAUUAUUAUCAACUUGGAAUGACGGAAGGUAUUUGGACUGGUCGAGUGUCGAAAAAUAUGGCCGCUCUAAAUUCGCUGCCUCGCACUUAUAGCCGUUCAAAAUUAUCAAUUCAACAACGUCAGAAAAAAUAUCAAACCGAUCUUUUUAAGAUCGAUAACGAGAUUAAUAUGUGUAUAGCACAAAUACCGCGUACGCUCAAUCAGUUUCUCGAUCAAACCAUGGUAAUCAUUCGACAUCUCAUUUAUCAAGAUCAAAGUCAAUUACGUAUGGAACUUGAAGGCAGUAGAACCCUUUUAAAAUCUGACGCACACGAUCAUCAAUUAUUCCAAGCAUUUUACAACUUAAAACCGAGAAAAACAGAAAUACAUUCAACAAAUCUCAUCUGGAAGGCUACUUACGACGAAUAUCAACUUCGCUACGAACCAGAGCUAUUCAAACACUGGCAAUCAUCAUCUCAAUCUUCCUCGUUCACAAUGUAUACAAUCAAAGAUCUUCAAUUACCUAAGAUCAAUGAGAUAUUUACCAAUGUAAUCCUGAAUGAACGCAUCUUCUCAUUCUCUAGCGGGUGCCAUUCAACACUUCCUAGAAAACAAAAUGAAGCAACAAUAACUGCAAUUGAGCUAGGUAUUGCCAAAUAUGCUGACAAAGUCAGGGACCAAAAAGAAAAACUUUUAAACAAUCAAGAUAAAUUCACUAAGCCGCCAAGUGUCACACUUGUCUUCGAUGCAAUCAAACAUCGUGAAAUGAAUAUGGCUCAACGUGCUCAAUUCAAAAUCGAACAUACAAUAAGAAUACUUCUCGCAAGGAUUUACAAAGAUUUCACCAAUCCAAGCGCGAGAUUAUCGGACUAG